AAUUAAAUAAUUAUUAUUUUUUUUAUUAUUUUUCUCUCACCACUGUAUUCACCUCUGUCACGGUCUAACCUCUCCAACCCCUCUCAUCUCUCUGCUUCAUCUCUCUGAAAACCCUAAUUCGGAGUCGCCGUUUGAUUUUUCAUCUCUGUGAGCGAUAAGGACCAGCGUGAACGUAGUCAGAACUCAUUUUAUCCAUGUAGAGGAAUAACUUGCUGGGUUGAAAAGCAAUUUAUUGGAAGAGGAUUGAUGGAGGCUAACAUUUGUGACAUAAACCACCUGGAUGCGGAUGUCCUUUUGCCUCCUCGAAAGCGACUCCUUGCUGGAUUGAAGAAACAGAGUUCUGAUGGGGAUGCCACUUUGCAUCCGUCUCCAAUUGCUAUGACUUCAAAUGAAUUUGAUGCCCGGCUGAACAAGCUGCUGAGCUCUCAUUUGAAAAACCCUAGUUUGACACCUGAGGAGAUCGUGGAAGCAUCAAGAUCAGCUGCCAAAGCUGCAGCUAAGGCAGCUGAGGCAGCAAGGGCUGCUGCUGAAGAGAAGGCUGCAAUAGCAGCAAAAGCAAUGGCUGCAGCCAAGAGUGCUUUAGAAUUGAUUGCUUCUGUUUCUGAAGAGACGUCCUCUAAGGAACGAUAUCUAAAGAAGAAUAAAUCAAAAAAGCAUGUCCCAGUUCAGCUCUUGUACAAAAAGCACCAACCAGUUGAGAACUACAGGACAGAUGAGGAAUUAGCCCGCAAGUUACAUCGUGCUAUGAACAGCUCUCCCAGAAUUUCAAAGAACUCUUCAACUGACUGGAAGAAUCAUAAACACAAGAAGCCUAAAAUCUUCCCUGCAGUUGAAAAAACCAGAGUUCCAAAUGGGGGUAUGGUAUUAGAAGGUAACUCACCUUCUACAUGCAAUGGGAGUAGUAUAGCCGGUGAUGCGGAUUCUCAAAACUCGGCCCGGGAGGUAUAUACUGUUAAAGUAGAUGAAAGAGCAUUACGAUCUCACAGAGCUGACCAAUUAGAAACAGAUAAUGGGGAAGCAGGUUGCUCGAAGGAGAAAAACUCAGAAGCACUGGAUCAUUUGAGUACCACUGUCCGAAAGAGGGGAAGAAUUAAGCUAAAAAAGUUGCCCUUAAGCAUUUGUACUAUUAGGGAUCGAGCAAACCCCAAGGAAGAGCUGAAAUCUAGAAGUGCCCCGAUGACUGAAGAGAACAUAUUCAAACCAACAGUCAAACCUACUGCAGGCAAUAUCCCUUUGUUUUCUGUGGGGCCUUCUGCAGGCAGUGUGAUGCCGGUUGAGGCAACAUCAAUGUGGAAAUGCCAAGAGUUCACAGCACCAGCAUGUGUGAAACAAAAUAAAGUUGUGCAGUCAUAAAGUUGAAAUCCUAUUAUGACUGGUGGCUACCAUGAUAGUUGAUAGCUGAGGUAGGAUCCAUAAUGCUUUUCCUAUGGAAUCGGCCCUGUUAAAUUUGUCUUUUUACUUGUCGUGGCAAUGUAAUGAAGUUGAACUGACUAUGAUGUAUAUUUACUGUUUUAAUUGCUUGCAUCCACACAUUACAUCUCAUGCAUUGCCUGUUGCCUUUUUGACAGCAAAUCUUGAAGUUGACAUAGGAUGAAGAGGAAUGCAAUAAAUGGGAAAGUACUUUGUUGAUA
Messenger RNA from Vitis riparia (riverbank grape), 1631 nucleotides. RefSeq lists its product as uncharacterized. The record is from RefSeq and is a predicted model, not a curated record. Lineage: Eukaryota; Viridiplantae; Streptophyta; Magnoliopsida; Vitales; Vitaceae. The transcript is spliced from 2 exons. The coding region runs from base 247 to 1353 and encodes 368 amino acids.